Ilyonectria robusta is the source of this 963-nucleotide messenger RNA. RefSeq names its product NADP-dependent oxidoreductase domain-containing protein. The coding region runs from base 1 to 963 and encodes 320 amino acids. NCBI's taxonomy places the organism in Eukaryota, Fungi, Ascomycota, Sordariomycetes, Hypocreales, Nectriaceae. Gene Ontology annotation, cellular component: cytosol. The transcript is spliced from 3 exons. The record is from RefSeq and is a predicted model, not a curated record.
AUGGCUGCCAUACCAGUUACUCUCGUGGUAGGAACCCAUACUUGGGGCUUGGACGAUGGUGCCAAGGUAGACAGUAUUUUGGAUCUCAUGCGCAAACAUAAAAUCGGUGCGCUUGAUACCGCCAGGAUCUACGGUCAAGGUGCUUCGGAAGCGGUGCUAGGCACGAAGCAAUUGACACCGGAAUUUUCGGUUGAUACAAAGGCCGCCACUGGAAUCACUUUGGGCUCAGGAGGCCGCAUCCUUGAGUUUGCAAAUGAGAGCCGGGACGCUCUCCAACCCAACAAAAUUCGAACGUACUUUCUUCAUGGACCCGACGAAGCCACUCCAAUUGAGCAACAGAUGGAAUCAAUCCAGGCACUGUAUCAGCAAGGGCUUUUUACCCAGUUCGGCUUGUCGAAUUUCUCCAAAGAGCAAGUGCUUGAGUGCUACAACUAUGCCAAAUCCAAGGGUUAUGUGCUCCCAACGGUAUAUCAAUCCAACUACUCGAUUGCGGCUCGCCUCAAUGAAACGCUACUGUUUCCAACCUUGCGCGAGCUAGGUUUUUCGAUUCAAGCCUACUCGCCCAUGGCAGCGGGGCUUCUUGCAAAGACACCGGAGGACAUCGAGCAAGGGAAAGGCAGUUGGGAUCCGAAUACGAUUCAGGGUCAAAUUUACCGCGAUUUGUAUUACAAACCGUCGUACAUGAAAAUGCUCCUGGAAUUCGGGAAGUUGUCUGGCAAGUCUGGAUUGAGUCGCAUGGCCUUGGCAUACCGAUGGGUGAAAUAUCAUUCGGCGCUCAAGGGAGAUUUGAGGGAUGAGAUGAUUCUGGGUGCAGCCUCUGUUGCGCAGCUGGAGGAAAGCCUGGGAGAGCUUGAGAAAGGGCCUCUUGAGAACUGGGUUGUGGAACGCAUUGAUGAACUCUGGUACAUGGUCAAGGAGGAUGCGCCUCAAGACAACAUUGAGUCUGCCCGCAAGUUUAUGUAG